This is a messenger RNA of Hemicordylus capensis (graceful crag lizard), 6165 nucleotides long. RefSeq names its product kirre like nephrin family adhesion molecule 1 (gene KIRREL1). Gene Ontology annotation, cellular component: cell-cell junction. Gene Ontology annotation, molecular function: cell adhesion molecule binding. Gene Ontology annotation, biological process: cell-cell adhesion. The record is from RefSeq and is a predicted model, not a curated record. Lineage: Eukaryota; Metazoa; Chordata; Lepidosauria; Squamata; Cordylidae. The transcript has 24 exons. The coding region runs from base 2028 to 4130 and encodes 700 amino acids.
GACCAAUGGUCUGACUCAGCAUAUGGCAGCUUCCUAUGUUCUUAAGAUAAGGACAGCCUAUUAAGAACACAAGGACCGCUUUGCUGGAUCAGACCUAAGGAGGCCGAUCUAGUCCAGCACCCUGUUUCUUCACACAGUGGCCCACUUGGGAAGCCAGCAAGCCAGCCACACUUCCUGAGGGCCCAGCAGAGGCCUGGAGGGUCACCCCAGGCGGUUGUCCGGCAACCAGGGGGCCUCUGUGGGGAGGGGCCCCCCUGGGCCCCCCUGGCACUUCAGGGCCUCCUGCCUGCCAGUCUUCCCUCCACAAAACAAGGCCUUUUCGGAGUUCCUAAAUUAGGGGAGCCUUGGAACUGAAAGAGAAGGAGGAGAAGGAGAAAGAGAAAGCCCUCAGGAGAUGCAUGAGGGGAAAUGAGAGGCGUGGAUGGGAAGGCGGCCAGACGUCCCGACGUCCAGGUGCUCCCGACGUCCAGGUGCUGCCUAAGCUAGUCUUCCUUUGGGCCACCCUUUCUUCAGGGACGCCAGAAUGACUUCCUCUUGCCCCAUCAUGUUCCUCAUCUUCCUUUGCCAUGCUGCAAACAUUAGUGCCAUAGAACAGAAGUCGGAAAACGGCUCCUGCAUUCUUGAAUAGGUCUGUCAAGCACAAGCAGGGCCAAGAGUUGCUGUGACGCACCAGUAGAAAGAUCAACGUUCUCAACAUUCCUGGCUCCAUGCCAUCAUCCAGCCUGAGGAGGAGCACCAUUCCUUCACUGCACAGGCCCACAGAACUCAGAGUGAAUGGGAGAUCAUUCCCUGUCAAAAGUUCUGUAUGUCACCAGGGGUUGCAGGUAUACUGCCUUUGAAAGUGGCCCCAUAUAAACAUCCUCACAGAGGAAACACCAGUGACGGCCGCCGGAGAGAUGAUUUGCUGAGCUGAAUGGGGGCAUUUGCUCUCCCCACCAUCACGAAAUAUAAGAGAACCCCCACUUGGGUCCCAGGCCAUGGUCUAAGUGCACACGAUACAGCCACCUUGCUGAAGCUAAGCAGGUAUUGGUGAGAAGUGACAGGAGCCAGGUGGACCCGGCCUUCAAGAGCCUCCCGAGACGGGGGAAGCAAAGAUCGGGGAAGGACAACGUCAGCCAGAGAUGGACCGUCUGGCCAGGAGCAUCUCCAGUGGGAGGGCAUGCCUUCCUGUGUGCUUAUAUCCAGAGAUAUGGCGUUGUGUUCCUUUCUUCAUGCUUCUGUACUGGUCAAAGACUGUAAUCAAGUUUAUCUCGAUACAUCACAGUCACCCACUGUUCAUUCAAAGUUAUGCCAGAUCCAGGAGCAGCACUCCCUGCCCUUCAGUGGGAAGGCAGAAAUGGUAUGGCAGUGAUUGGUGCUGAUGGAGGUCCUGAUGGCUAUGCGAAUGGUCCUUUUAAUCCCUCAAAUUAAAAUGCCUCGAAUCGAUGCAGAUUCGCUCUUCAGAUACCCCGAGGCAUAGAGCCAUGUGUGGAAAACCUCCCGGCGGAAUGCUUAAGCAGGCAGGUACUGCAGCCUAGGUGGCGCCAUGGAGACGUGGAGGUCCAUCUACCGUCUGGUUGCCAAUAGAUGUGUAUUCCUGCCUGUUACGAAAAGAGGCUCCACCCUCCAAUCCAGUUCAGACAUGGUGAGGGGCAGCACAGUUCCCGCCUCUGCUUCCUUCCCCUGCACUUCAGUGCACUGGGCUGAAACACCGGAUGGGAGCUUAUGACAAGCGACUCUGUGGCAGUGGAGACUUCACUUCUUCGGAACGGGCAGGAAGAGGAUGUCUUGGGUGAAAAUCGUGGGAUUAAAAAAAGGUGCAAGCCAGAGAGUCUACAUCCAGCAGCCAGUGCCAUGAUGUGGAGGGAUUUGGGAUUGAGGCUCACCAUCGCCUUCCAAAACGGGCUCGCUUUCUCCAGAGCCAGCCCCGGUUCACUGAGGAGCCAAAGGAUCAGACGGUGGUUGCCGGCCAGAAGAUUGUGCUCUCCUGCGUGGUGUUGAACUAUUCAGGGAUUGUGCAGUGGACUAAAGAUGGCCUGGCCCUGGGGAUGGGGCAGGGCCUCAAAGCCUGGCCCCGGUACAGGAUCAUCGGGGCAGCAGAGUCUGGGCAGUACAACCUGGAGAUCACCGGAGCCGAACUCUCCGACGAUGCCCUGUACGAGUGCCAGGCCACGGAGGCAGCCCUGCGAUCCCAGCACGCCAAGCUGACUGUCCUGAUUCCUCCCGAAGACCCGGUGAUCGACGGAGCCCCCGAGAUCCUCCUGCGGGCAGGAACGCCCUACAACCUCACGUGCCGGGCACGCAACGCCAAGCCGGCAGCCACAAUCGUUUGGCUACGGGACGGGGUGCAGCAGACGGAGGCCGUCACCACCACGGAAACCUUGUCAGAUGGGAAGAGGGAGACCACGGCCAGCCUGCUGCUCAUCAACCCCACCGACCUGGACAUUGGCCGGGUGUACGUCUGCCGGUGCACCAACGAUGCCAUCCCGGCUGGCAAGGAGACCUCCAUCAAGCUGAACGUUCACCACCCUCCGACAGUGACGCUGUCCAUCCAGCCUCAGACGGUGCAGGAGGGAGAACGGGUCACCUUCACCUGCCUGGCCACUGCCAACCCCGAGAUCAAAGGCUACAGAUGGGCCAAAGGCGGCGUGAUCAUUGAGGAUGCCAAGGAGAGCCGAUACGAGACGCAGGUGGACUAUACCUUUUUCACAGAGCCCGUCUCGUGCGAAGUGCACAACGAUGUGGGCAGCACCAAUGUCAGCACCCUGGUGGACGUGCACUUUGCUCCCCGCAUCGUGGUGGACCCCAAGCCCACCACCACCGAUAUCGGCUCGGACGUGACGCUGACCUGUGUGUGGACCGGGAACCCUCCCCUCACCCUCACCUGGACCAAGAAGGAGUCUAACAUGGUGCUGAGCAACAGCAACCAGCUGUACCUCAAGUCCGUCACCCAAGCCGACGCGGGGCAGUACGUCUGCAAGGCCAUCGUGCCGCGGAUCGGAGUGGGCGAGCGGGAAGUCGCCCUCUUUGUCAAUGGACCCCCGAUCAUCUCCAGCGAGUCUGUCCAGUAUGCUGUACGGGGCGACCGUGGAAAAGUGGAAUGUUUCAUUGGGAGCACUCCUCUCCCCGACCGCAUAGCCUGGGGUUGGAAAGAGAAUGUCUUGGAAAUGGGGACCCUGGAGCGUUACACCGUGGAACGGAGCAAUACUGGCAACGGGGUGCUGUCCACCUUGACCAUCAACAACGUCAUGGAGGUUGACUUCCAGACACGCUACAACUGCACCGCCUGGAACAGCUUCGGGCCACGGACGGCCAUCAUUCAGCUGGAGGAGAAAGGUGUGGAAACCGGGGAGCUGGAACAGGUCUUGUCAGUGGGAAUCAUCGCCACUGCCACCAUCGGAGCCGGCAUCCUGGUCAUCGUCGGCUUCGUCGGCCUGGCCUGCUUUCUGUACCGACGCCGCAAAGGAAGCCGCAAGGAUGUGACGUUGCGCAAGUUGGACAUCAAGGUGGAGACGGUGAACCGGGAGCCUCUCACGCUGCACACGGACCGCGAGGAGGACACGGCCAGCGUCUCCACCGCCACGCGCGUCAUGAAAGCCAUCUACUCGUCCUUCAAGGAUGAUGUGGAUCUGAAGCAAGACCUGCGCUGUGACACCAUCGAUACCCGGGAGGAGUACGAGCUGAAGGAUCCAACCAACGGCUACUACAACGUCCGUGCCCACGAGGACCGCCCUUCCUCCCGCACCGUCCUCUACGCCGACUACCGCAACCCUGGCCCUGCCCGCUACGAGACCCGCCCGUCCUCCCGCCUCUCCCACUCCAGCGGCUACGCCCAGCUCAGCACCUACAGCCGAGGACCCGCCUCCGAGUACAGCGGGGACCCGGUCCCCGGCCCCACCCCCGGCCCCGCCACGGCCGAGACGGCCAGCCAGCUGUCCUACGAGAACUACGGCGGGCACACGGCGUUCCCUCCCAGCGCCGGCUACGCCACCUACCGCCUCGGCUACACCCAGCCCCCGCCCCCCGCCCUGGACCGAGCCGCCUACGACACCUAUGACCCGCUGGGCAAAUACACCACGGCCACCCGCUUCUCGUACACCUCCUCGGACUAUGGGCAGCGCUUUCAGCAGCGGAUGCAGACUCACGUCUGAAGCGAGAGUGGGCCGCUGACGGGGAGGUGCGGGUACCUCAUGACUGUCCCCUGAUAUUCAGGGGCUUCCCCCCACCACCACCUCCCCCCCGCCCGCCUGCAGAGUGGACUUGCAGCUGGCGCUGCGCCAAACUGCCCCCCCCUUGGCCCGCGGCUUCAUCUGGUCUCCCCGUCCUCUCCCUCUUAAUAGCUGCGCUUCCUCCCGCCAUCUUUGGCUUCUCCCGCCUGCCGUCUUUGCGGCGAAGAGCACGGUACUGGAGCUCUCCCUCCCUCGGACCAGAGACAGGCCGAGUGGGGACUGCUGCCCACCUUGGGGGCUCGGGUGGCAGAGACGAGGAAUACCCCGGCCAGCUCUGCCCCUCUGCUCCCGCCGCCUGGAUCUUUCCUCUCCCACCCCACUUUGUUCCAUUAGGACUCCGGUUUGGGGAACGGCCGCGUGGGCGUGCGUUGGGGGUCUGCAAGGAGGUGGCGCGGGGGGGGGUCUCAUCCUGAGCAAGGGCCCAAGGGAGGCCUGAGCAGCCCACCCACACGGGGCGGAAGCAGGUGGGGGAGAGACCAGAAGGCGGGGGGUGUGGGGUGGGGGCUUUCGGCUGGCUGCCUCGCCUCCCGAGGACAGGCACAGGCAGCUCGGUGUCCGUGGUCCAGAGUGUUCUUAAAGCAGGGCCAAACCCCCAUUCUCGUAACCCGGGGAGAGGCAGCUCUGGCUCUCCAGCGGCUCUUGACAACAAAUCCCCUCCUCCUCCUCCUCCUCCUCCAGUUGUCGCCUGUGAGGAAUGCACAAGGAGCCCUCUGGGCAGAGGUCACUGGGAAUUGACCGAGCUGCUUCCUGCUGAGUUGGGGCAACGAUCGCUAAGCUGUGUGCCACUGCUCUGACCGGCAGCAGCUCUCGAGCAGAGAGACGGACGUGUCUCCCAGCCCUGCUGCUUGCAAUCUUUCUAAGUGGAGACACCAGAGAAUGAACGUGGUUCUCUCUGCAAGCAGUGGCAGGGUACCUGCUUGGCAAGCUUCAGUCCCUGGCAGCAUCUCCAGGUAGAGCUGGGAGAGAGUUGUUGCCCCCGCCAGUGUCCAGUAGGGGAUGCUGGGAGUUGUAGUCUAACGGCUCCAGCUGGCUGAGGAUGGGCCGCCUUGCUGCAGGCCCAACGGAGCUGGCUGGCUCAGUGGCCUGACAUGGAAUGAGAGAGCUUCCGGUGGGCUUUGCCACGGAGCAGUGGGCCUUCCCUUGUCCCCCGUGGCCAGCCGAGAGCUGUCGCGGUUCUGUGGGGCUGCUUUGGGCCCCCCAGGCGCACGGCUACGGUUGUUUUCCAGCACGCUGUACUCCCAAAUACCUUCAGGGCGAGGCCCUUCCAGCAGCGAUCCUGCUGCGCUCAAGGCCCGCACUCAGCACCUUGCGGAAUGAGACACACACACACACACACACGGGGCCAAGCGCCUCCCUCCGACACCAGAAUUCAGAGGAGCAGGAUCAGUUCUGAAGAGCAAGCAAAUGCAUUCAGCGGCAUAAUUUAAUCUGCUUCCAGGAACCGUGUUUGGGGCGCGUGUGUCAGAGGGAGGGGUGUUGGCAAAAGGCUAGGAAGUCUGGAGAAUCGGGCUAGGUGGGGGGCAGGGGGGCGUUUAUGGGGACAGCAGCCAGAGAGGGGGGAGAGAAAGUAGACCAUGCAGGCUGUCCCACCCCGGUAACUACUCAUGUGGCUGCGCUAGUCGGCCACCCACAUGGUCUCAAACUUUUGUUCGUAGUCCUGAGGACUAGGAACGUAGCUUUAAAAACAACAACAAAGCAGAGUGUACCACUGGGAUGAAGUCUGCAGCAGGUGGGAGCCCAAGCAGAAUCUUUCCCCCCACCCAGCUCCCUCCCCGUUAGUGUGGAGCAGACCCGGCCUCCACGUCAUUUCCCAGGUGGGGCCAAUCUGCUGGGGCUGCCCCCUGGGCAUUCUCCUCCCACCCUCAGGCAACCGUCCCGCCGCAUCUCUCACAUCCACAGAAAAAAGUACCGCUAUGGGGGAGGUGGGGGCGAGCGGAUCCUGUAGCCGUGGGGCCUG